Messenger RNA from Nerophis ophidion (straightnose pipefish), 2330 nucleotides. Its product is annotated as transmembrane and death domain protein 1-like. Gene Ontology annotation, molecular function: protein binding. Bases 160 to 912 code for a protein of 250 amino acids. NCBI's taxonomy places the organism in Eukaryota, Metazoa, Chordata, Actinopteri, Syngnathiformes, Syngnathidae. The transcript has 6 exons. The record is from RefSeq and is a predicted model, not a curated record. Gene Ontology annotation, biological process: signal transduction.
ACUCACCAAAGGGGAUUUUUUUCCGACGACGUUUGGAUGAUAUCGAACGUCACUGAUGACGUCAUCUCUCCGCCAAAACUGGACGAGGAUGUGAUAGUUCGGCGAGCGGGAGUCCUAAGUGAUUAAGUUGCAGGGGAAAGGGCGACACUCUGCGCUGACAUGCAAGUGUGUAAAUGGGCAUUCUUGCUGCUUCUCGCGGGUCCACGCUGGACGCUGCAGGAGGAGGGGGAAGAGGACGACACAGUGGCAGGAGACGUCGGCGUCCAUCAGCAGGAGCGGCUGGUGGAGCUGCUGACCUCCCUGGAGUGCCAAAAACUCCUGGUCGCCCUCUCCAAUCCGGAGGAAAACGUCGCAGAGCACGGCGACAGCCUCUCGCUGGAACACAACCACCUCCGCGCCAAGAGAGACACGGCCUCGCUCCAAGACGGCGAGUCCGAGUGCAGGGUGGCCCUCGGAGCCUGGCUGGAGAAGUACGGCGCAGAGAUGUACUACGACCGCCUCUCCCGGGCCCUGCAACACAUCGGCAGGACGGAUGUCGCCCUCGAGGUCGGCAAGAACAUCAACCAGGACAAGAUCUUGAACCUGCAGCGCUACGCCGAAGGAUAUCACCGGUUUGCCAGCUCCCUGAAGUCCCGGGAGGUGCGACCGCAAAAAGGCCAGAAGAUCAGGAAGAAACGGGUGUCGGAGCUGACGUGGCACGACCUGGACCUGGUGGUGCUGCGGCCCCCCGUCGCCGCCUACGCCAGGGGCCCCUUGGACGUGGCGCUCCCUCUCCUGUACGGCGUCCUGCUGGGCUUCGGAGGCACCUUGCUGGCCGGGGCCGCCGCCCUCCUCGCCGGCCUGCGCGUGGCCCGCUGGAACCGACGGUGCCGCGGAGCCAGGGUGGUCUACGACUAUAAGGUGACGGCGUAGAACUGGUCUUGGUCGAGAGAAACCACUGUAAGAGCAGCUCUGUAGGGGGGCAAGAAAUCAGUUUUUGGCCUCUUUAUAUCGGCUCGGUGACUUGAGGGAGAUGCACCCCCUGGCGCACUUUCCUUUGAACAACACUCAGUAAAGUUUUGGGAACUGAAGAGACACGUUUUUGAAGUGGAAUUCUUUCCCAAAUCUUGCUUGAUGUUGUUCAACAGUCUCCCGCCUCAUAUUUUAGCCUUCACACAUUUUCAAUGUCUGGACUACAGGCAGGCCAGUCUAGUACCCGCACUCUUUUACUAUGAAGCCACGUGGCUUGGCAUCGUCUUGCAGAAAUAAGCAGGGGCGUCCAUGAUAACGUUGCUUGGAUUGCUCCAAUACCUUCCAGCAUUAAUGGUGCCUUCACAGAUGUGUAAGUCACCCAUGCCUUGGCCACUAAUACACCCCCAUACCAUCACACAUGCUGCUUUUUACACUUUGCGCCUACAACAUCCGGAUGGUUCUUUUCCAGAGGACACGACGUCCACAGUUUCCAAAAACAAUUUGAAAUGAGGACUCGUCAGACCACUUUUCAAUUUUUGCGUCAGUCCAUCUUAGAAGAGCUUGAACCCAGGGACGCCAGCGGAAAUUCUGGGUGUUGUUGAUAAAUGGCUGUGGCUUUGCAUAGUCGGGCGGUAUAGCUCGGUUGGUAGAGCAGCCGUGCCAGCAACUUGAGGGUUGCAGGUUCGAUCCCAGCUUCCGCCAUCCCAGUCACUGCCGUUGUGUCCUUGGGCAAGACACUUUACCCACCUGCUCCCAGUGCCACCCACACUGGUUUAAAUGUAAACAUUAGAUAUUGGGUUUCACUAUGUAAAGCGCUUUGAAUCACUAGAGAAAAAGCGCUAUAUAAAUAUAAUUCACUUUUAACUUGCACCUACAGAUGCAGGGGCCAACUGUAGUUACUGACAGUGGUUUUCGGAAGUGUUCUUGAGCCCAUGUGGUGAUAUCCUUUACACACCGUUGUGGCUUUUUGAUGCGGUAUCGCCUGAGGUAUCCAAGGUGCGUCUUUCGUGCAGUGAUUUCUCCAGUUUUUCCUGAACCUUUGGAUGAUAUCACGGAGCCUAGAUGGUGAAAUCCCUAAAUUCCUUGCAAUAGCUGCUUGGGAAAUGUUGUUCUUAAACAAUUUGCUCGGGCAUUUGUUGACAAAGUGGUGACCCUCGCCCCGUCCUUGUUUGUGAACGACUGAGCAUUUCAUAUAAGCUUGCUUUUAUACCCAAUCAUGGCACCCACCUGUUGCCAAUCAGCCCACUCACCUUAGGGAUGUUCCAAAUAAGUCUUUGAUGAGCAUUUUCUUCGACUUUCUCAGUUUUUUUUGCCACUCGUGCCAUCUUUUUGGAAAGAUGACGCAGGCAUCAAAUUCCAAAUGAGCUAAAAUUUGCAAA